Molecule: messenger RNA, 4819 nt
Organism: Neodiprion virginianus
Lineage: Eukaryota; Metazoa; Arthropoda; Insecta; Hymenoptera; Diprionidae
Exons: 3
Coding region: 245-3871 (1208 amino acids)
Source: RefSeq, a predicted model, not a curated record
GAAAGAACAUGUUACUGCGUAAUGUAAUUUCUUUUUAGGCGUGUUUUAGAAAAAGAUGAAGAGUGUCGUAGAAUAUCACUGUUCCGAAUGUCAACUUGAUGUCAACGACGUCAAAAUAUUGAAAACACGAUUGAAGAGUCGAGUGUUUGCUGUCUAGUAUGUAAUUCGAAGAUCUGAGGGAAGUUUAUUUAUAUUUUCUAAAGCGAUCUACGCUGAUUUUCUGUAUUAUUAUGUUACAUAUAAGAUGGAAAUCGAUCACGGCUUACGCAAUACUAGCAUCCUCUCCAAGUCCUACAUGCGAGGGAUUGAACGAAUUACGGGGAAUCAAAACAAACAACGGGAUGCAUUUGAAAUACCAGAAGUCAUUCAGGCACGUAAAGAAGAGUGGGCAAUGCUAUUUGAAAAAUUCUCUCAGGUGUCUGACGAUCUGGAAUUGUAUAUCCGCACCCUAAAUGCAGACGCUGAGUCAAGUGGAUCGUGCGAAUACCGGGUUCCAGUUCGUAAAUCUGCAGCAGAAGUUCAGUACUGGGUUGAUACAGGGAAUCCUCCAUGUCAGGCUUUUGAGGCUUUAGCAAGUGAUUCGGAUGUAACUAUUUCGAUAAGCGAAAGUGAAGGCGCAGGCUUGGAUGAAUCCCAGUUAUCAACUUCAACAUCGUUGGUUGUUACUAAGCAAUUUGCAAGCAGUAGGGAGCAGCUGUUUGGGACAUGCUCAUCAGGUAGCUCGGUUGAUACUACAGCUUAUAUAUUGUCAAAUGCAAACAUGACAAGGAAAGCCAAUCUUCCCUUCGAUAAGGACCCUCGUAUCGCAAAUAUAACUAACACAAACAAUAAUCGUAUUGGUCGAUUCGUUAGUAACAGAAUCCCAAAGGUUGUGCUGACACGGUUAACAGGGAUUCCUAAACAGACGUCAAACUCAGACAAUAAUGCAAUAUUGCAGAAAAAUAUUGCUCUGGAUCUAAAUUGCAUUAGCAAAAGAGAAUCCUUUGAAAAUGAUAAAAUAAGUGCAAUGGGUGAUAUGUCUUUGGCUGAACGCAUAGGGACUAUUGACAAACGGUGCAAUUCCGACGAGCACAAAGACUCUGAAGUUACUUUGGAGUCUAAGAAGUCUGCCGUAGAUAGUCUUCCCAUUGAAAGUGAGAAGGCAGACGAAAAAAAUAAUAGCGGAAUAUCAUUCCAUUCUUCAAACGUAAUUGUAACAGUUAGUCAAAAAAGAAAAUCAAACUGGAGGAAACUGUACUCAGUCAACCGUGAUGUAUGUGAUGAACUUACGCCGAUGAUCAAACACUGUCAGGAUAGCAGGUCUGGCCGAAAGAGUAUUCAUCCGGCACUAGUAGACAGUUCUUCAACACGUCGACCUAGAAAAUCUGUAUUCAGACCACAGUUGUCCACUUUGACAAGGCGGUCGAAAAUCCGAAGGUUUAAAAAUCGCUCCAUCAAUACAAGCUCUGCCAAGAAUAAGCUUAAGAAAAAAUCGUCUCUCAUUAAAUCGAGGGAUGCCGAGGAUUCCCAAGGGCUGCAUAGAGAUUCGCCUGACAGUAUGGUUAUGAAAAGGAAUGACGAGAUCUACCUUGGUCAAGAAAAAACAAUUGAUUCUCCCACAAAAGAAACUUUGCUUGAAGCAUCGCCAAUCUUGCAUACAAAAUCGAACAAAGUUAUGAAAAGUGAUGACCCAGCUGCUGCUUCUUCCUCUCUAAGUUUGCAAGAUGUUUCAGAAAUUAUAAAUGAGGAAAUGAACAGGAUUCAGGAAACACAUAAUAGCGUAGCUGGAAAACACUUUUUGAAGCAAUCCUUUCCUACGGGAAGUCAGCAAUUUGAGAAUAGACAUAAGGAGGAUGAUCAAGGCUCUGUAUUCAGACCGCCAGCUGAUUCGUUAUCCGAGCUGAUGGACAGUAGAAGACAAAAUAUAUUUGAUGCAAAGAAGAAUUUAUAUGCAACAGAUUUGAAGUCAUGUUCUGACACAAACUCUCCUUUGGCAUCGAGUCCGAGUAAAAUUCAAGUUGCAGAAGAUAAUGGCAGUGAGGCAAGCACAUCAUUGUUGCAUAGUUUCAAGCAAAAAAUAAAAAGACAAAGCAUCUCUUCGCCAACGAAAGUAAAAGCAACCAAUAUUUGUCUUGGUUCAGAAAUUACUGUACGGAAGCCAAUAAUUAUCCUGCAUGAUUUUCUGCACCUGAAAAAUUGUUGUGGUGAACUGGAAAAACAACAUAACAAGAAAUGGCUCAGUAAACAACAUCAGAAUGAAAAUUUACACACAGUUGAGAAAGACAUGGAUGAGAAAAAUUCGCUGCAAGACAAUUCGGUUCAAGAAGAUAAUGUAAACUUCAAAUUUACGCAAUCAUUGAACCACAGAGACUCUGAGAUGAACAAAGCAAAGUUGAAUAAGAAAUUGACAUCUUUGAAGAGCAAUAAUGAUAUUUUAACGAAGAAUAUAGAUUUAGUUAUCGACAAUCCUCGUUUGUCAGAUCAAAAAUUAUCGCCUCUGAAAACUCACGAGCCAAUUGAAGAUAUUCAUUGCGCUUCUACUACUGGAAUCAGUUGCCGUCCUGAAGCAGCAACGAGUAUACAAUUAUCAAAGGAUAGAAAGGCAACGGUUAAAACGACCAACAGAAACUGUAAUUCACAAGACUCAUUAUUUCAUCUUAUAUCUUCAGACGAGGAAGAUAUUUUAGAAACAUUGACGCGCCGUUUGAAAUCACGAUCGUCUAGAAAAACGAGAUCCGUCCGAGAAACGGGAGGAACGGAACUUAUCGAUCGAGGUGAAAACCGUACAGUUCAAACUCCAAAGAAAUCUCAAGGCGCAGAGCUCAAUAGUGCACGUUAUAAAAUAGUCUCUAGCAGUUCAGAAGAUGAAACGAAUAUCAUGAAUGGGAGAGGUUUGCAACACAAAAAAAUUGCUAGUUCCAGGACAUUUACAAAGCUAAGCUCCAAGAAAAAUAAGGGGAAAAGUUCUCCAAAAUCUGAACAAACGACAUCUCCAGUACAAGAUGAAUGUGUGAAUAAGGCAGAUAGCUUUCAAAGUGAUGAUCAAGAAUUAGAUCGCCAAUCUUUGGAUGUGAACAAACAUUUUGAAAUGAAGAAGGGUAAUCCGGCUAAUAAUCAAAUACACAAUUAUAACGAGUCACAUGAAAGGAUGGAUGAAAAUAUCCCCAAGUCUAAGCUACCAAUUUCUCACAAGACUGACAACACCAGGACAACUGUACUGAUGUCACGUACCAAAGAAAAUUUCACAGAAAAAAAUUCGAAGCACUCUAUAACACCCAUUGAUUUGGCUUUGAAUGAUAGAUCAAAACUACGUAAGAAUAUCUCGAAAUCAAAUGUAUCGUCCGAAGAUGAGAGAAGAAUAUAUACAAGAGAGCACCGGGACGCGGUUGGAGUGGUGAAGAAGUUGGGUAACACCCGAUUGAAGAAGAAGAGAAAAUCGAAUUCUCAGAUUGACGACAAUACAAGUGCUGAUUCCGUCAGGACUGAAGGAGAGCUGGAACUUGGAAGGGUACAAAAUUACAAAAAUAGGAGAAAAAGUUUUUGUGAGAUGGAUAAGGUAGACGAGGCGAUCGAUGGAAACUUGGCAACUUCCAAUGGUUGCGAAAGAUUUCUGAUAAUUUCUAGUGACGAGUCAUUUAAAAAUGAUGAUCCGACGAUUUCCCGCUUCAUGAAUUGCGCUGGUACGAAUUCUCAGAGGAAAGAAAAUGAGAACAACGAUGAGAGUUACAAUUCAAAUUCAUUAAAAGAUUCUAUGAGUCCUACAAAGCAGGGACUUGUAUAUGAAAAAGACACGCGUUCGUCAUUGAAAAAAAUCUCUGUAACUGGACAAAAAAAAUCAAAGAUUAUUUUCUGCACGAAAGAAUACUGGGAAUCAGAUUCUGAUUAUUCGUAACUUAUUUUGAAACUACACAAGUUACAGUAAUGCUUAAAUAAAACAGUUUACUGUUGUGACUAUUUAUACAUAAUUACUGGAUAUUGUUAUUAACGUUUCGUUGUUGAGACUUUACAAAAAUAGCAUGAUAUUCGUACGCACUUAUAGCAUAAAACGCACAGUUACAAAAGACUUUAAAUCUAUGAAUUUUGUGAUAUUUCGAUUAAGAGUGAACCACCGUAGCCAUCAUAUUUGUGGUGGACGGUAGAGUUAACUGGUGGUCAACGUAGGAACUUCCAUGGUCAGGAGUGCACAUAUAUGCAAAAUAAUUUAUGGUGCCUUCGAGGUCGCAAAUUUCUACAUUUUUUUUUGACGAGAACAUGUGCAGAAAAUUGGUAUCAAAGACUGAUGCAGUUGUAACGAUUUAUAGUUUUUUGUUUUUAUUUCUGCGUUAUAUUCGAAAAUCGAAAACUAAUUCACAUCUAAUCAACGCAUGUAACAGCAUAAUCAAUUCAAAAGAAUAAGUCAAUAAUUUGUGCAACUGUUGCCGAUUCGUCAAGUAAAUAAACAAUAAAAGAGAAAAACUUUUAACACCACGUUUUGAAACCACAAGCAGGACGUUUGAUUAUGUGAAUACAAUUAGUUUCUUGUUCUAUUUAAUUUUCCUUAAUGUAAAUAAGAACAUUAAAUUCUUUGCUAAUCAGGUUUACUGGUCCUAAGAUCUAUUAAUAUUUAGAAGUAUAAUUGUUAAAAGUAUCAGUAUACAAUUAUACAUAGCUAUAUAACUUAUUAAUAAAUUAAGGGUAUCUGUAAUAUAUGUUAUAUAUUUUUCUUACUAAAAAUUAUCAUAACGAUAAGUUCUAAAGUUUUAACAAUAUACUAUCGAAGAAUCGAUUUUUUUUAUCCUGUAAAAUAAAUUGUAUCGUGUCCACGGCAAGUUAUAGAAUUAUUUACAUAAUGCUGUAGAGU